This is a messenger RNA of Drosophila takahashii, 2055 nucleotides long. It is a transcript of the gene Hexo1, whose product is annotated as Hexosaminidase 1. Gene Ontology annotation, biological process: protein deglycosylation; ganglioside catabolic process; carbohydrate metabolic process. Gene Ontology annotation, molecular function: beta-N-acetylglucosaminidase activity. NCBI's taxonomy places the organism in Eukaryota, Metazoa, Arthropoda, Insecta, Diptera, Drosophilidae. Gene Ontology annotation, cellular component: lysosome; plasma membrane. The record is from RefSeq and is a predicted model, not a curated record.
ACUUGACUUGGCUCUUUGGCACGGACAAUGAGCUCUCCGCUCGGCGGCAAAAGGCAGAAACUUGUUUUGAAAUACUCAAUUUGUUUAAUUAUAAUUCCCGAAGCAUUCGCCAGUUGGCUUUGAGAGUUUCUGUGCUGAGGUUGACAAAAUGAAGCGGACUGCACUAGGAGUGGCAGUGCUCCUGGCCCUGGUGGCUCACCUGACGGCCCACAGUGCGGACGACUUGGUUUACGGCUAUGAGUGCCGCAGUGGCCUCUGCCAGAAGGUGGAGCUCAGCGAGGAGAACUACGCCAAGGCCAUCAGCAUGCCCGUUUGCCGGCUCUUCUGCGGCAGCUCCAUCGGCACCCUGUGGCCCCAGCCCACGGGUGCAGUGCGUCUGGACACGCUGAUGCGCCAGGUGGACAUCUCCUUCAUCGAUUUCAAUCUCAAUGGCACUGCGAGGCAGGAGAAGCUCUGGCGAGCGGCCGAGGAUCGCUUUAUGGAUAUGUUGGAGGCGCAGAUCCCGGAUCGCAAAGUCCUGGCCCGCGGUGGCUAUCGCAUGUCUAUUAAUAUCAAUACCCCGGAGGAAGCGGCUCCUGCCAGGCUCACCCUGGAUACGGAUGAGAGCUAUACUUUGGAUAUAGACACAGAUGCCUCGGGUCAUGUGCUGGCCAACAUCACGGCAGCUAACUAUUUCGGAGCCCGUCAUGGCCUGGAGACCCUGGCCCAGUUGAUCGUCUACGAUGAUAUCCGCCGGGAGGUUCAGGUGACUGCCAAUGCCACCAUCACCGAUGCUCCGGUUUACAAGUGGCGUGGGUUGCUCCUGGACACUUCGCGUAACUACUACUCCGUGAAGUCCAUCAAGCGGACGUUGGAGGGCAUGGCCCUGGUCAAGCUGAACACCUUCCAUUGGCACAUUACGGACUCGCACAGCUUCCCCCUGGAGGUGCGCAAGCGCCCGGAGCUGCACAAGUUGGGAGCCUAUUCCCAGCGCCAGGUGUACUCGCGUCGGGCUGUGGCCGAGGUUGUGGAGUUCGGGCGCGUGCGUGGCAUCCGUGUGAUGCCCGAGUUCGAUGCCCCCGCCCAUGUGGGUGAGGGUUGGCAGCACAAGAACAUGACCGCCUGCUUCAAUGCCCAGCCAUGGAAGUCGUUCUGCGUGGAGCCACCGUGUGGCCAAUUGGAUCCCACGGUGAACGAGAUGUACGAUGUGCUGGAGGACAUUUACGGCACCAUGUACGAGCAGUUCCAACCCGAUGUCUUCCACAUGGGCGGCGAUGAGGUGUCAACCAGCUGCUGGAACAGCAGUCAUCCCAUCCAAAAGUGGAUGAAGCAGAAGGGCUGGGGUCUGGAGACCGCCGACUUUAUGCGCCUGUGGGGUCACUUCCAAACUGAGGCUCUCGCUCGCGUGGACAAGGUGGCCAAUGGCACGCAGACACCGAUCAUUCUCUGGACCAGUGGACUCACCGAAGAGCCCUUCAUCGAUGAGUAUCUCAACCCAGAGCGCUACAUCAUUCAGAUCUGGACCACUGGCGCCGAUCCCAAGGUGAAGAAGAUCCUGGAGCGCGGCUACAAGGUUAUAGUUUCCAACUACGAUGCUCUGUACUUGGAUUGCGGCGGCGCUGGCUGGGUGACGGAUGGCAACAACUGGUGCUCGCCGUAUAUUGGCUGGCAGAAGGUGUACGACAAUAGCCUAAAGUCGAUUGCUGGGGACUAUGAGCACCAUGUUUUGGGCGCCGAGGGAGCCAUCUGGUCGGAGCAGAUCGAUGAGCAUACGCUGGACAACCGCUUCUGGCCGAGAGGAAGUGCUUUGGCCGAGCGUUUGUGGUCUAAUCCCGCUGGAGGAUGGCGACAGGCCGAGUCGCGUCUGCUGCUCCAUCGCCAGCGACUGGUGGACAAUGGAUUGGGUGCGGAGGCCAUGCAGCCGCAGUGGUGCCUGCAGAACGAGCACGAGUGUCCCAUUGACGCAUGUAGUCGGGGCGGCGGGCGGCUUUGGAUGAUCCAGUUCCUGCUGUUCGUCCUACUGACAACGCUCUCCGCCUGAAAAUAAACCACUGCUCAAACGGUGACCUUACGCAA